GGGCAGUACGCACGUAUCUUGUCUCAAGGGGGUGAGACAACGUUAACCCUCAGACCUUGGUUACCAUAGUAAUACCUUAAUGUGAACUCUACCGUUAACUGUAGGAGGAAGAUACAUUUUAACACUUGCUAUUGCACCUUUAAGAAAUGAGGAAGUGGACAAAUUCAAAGCCAGCGUGUCAGUGUGACAUGUUUCUUCUGUCUGACUGCUCUCUGACCGACAUGGCUCUUUACCUCAGAAUUCUUCUCAUCCUCGCUGCACUCACAGGAAUUCACAGCAUAACAACAGUCAGUGAAGUAUCAGUCAAAGCUGGAGGUUCAAUCUCUAUCCCAUGUCUCUAUGGCUCACAAUACAUAGACCAUGUGAAAUAUUUAUGUAAAGGAUAUUUAUGGAACGGCUGCUCAUAUGCAUUUAAAACAAACCAACAAAGUUCAGGAAAGUAUUCAAUCUCUGAUGACAAAAACAGAAGAAUCUUCACCGUGACUAUAAAUGAUCUGACCAGUGAGGACACUCAUUAUUGGUGUGCUGUGGAGAUCGGUGGGUUGGGCCAGAUAGACGAGAAAGCAUAUUUUCAUCUGUCAGUCACUGAAGGCACACCCAGUCUUUAUGUGGACCAUCAGAAGAUUACAGCAUUUAUAGGAGAGAAUAUAACUAUUAAUUGUCACAAUGGAGCAAUGAGCUGGUGCAGAUUAGGAGACUCAUGUGUGACAUCGUCUGGAUCAAUUGGUGGAACAAGAGUGACCAUCGAUACAAAGAACCGUAAUGUUUUCACUGUGACUAUGAUCGGACUGAGGACAGAGAGCAGCGGCUGGUAUUAUUGUGUCAAAGGAGACUUCCAGAUGCCAGUUUAUGUAACUGUUAUGCAACCUACCACUUCCCCAACAACAACACAAAACACAUCAGUUGCGGGUCCACCUGGCAGCACAGUUGACCUACUGGCCCUUAUCAUCCCUUUGAGUUUGUUGAUCUUCACUGUGAUGGUGACCUUCGUCAUCUGGUUUAUACUAAAAAGACGCAUCAGUUACCUUUCACUUUUAGAGCAGACCAAAGCAGAACCAUCAGCCACAACAAGGGAAGAAGAAGUUACAUACAGUACUGUUAUGACAAAGAAGAGAAAAACUUCAAGGCGGGCUGAAGAGGAAGUAGAAUACAGCGAUGUUAAGCACGUGAGAAAAACUUCACGCAAGUCAGAUGCUGAGAUGAGAAUUGAUGUGGACGUGAUGUACAGCUCUGUGGUCGCUGUAAAACAACAAACUGCACGAAGGGGUGAAGCAAAAAGUGAAGAUGUAAUAUAUAGCACAUUGGCUCAGCCCUAGAGAAACUGUGAAUGUUACAUCUGUACCCCGACAUCUUAUGUGUCUUUCCACACUGCACUCUUUUUUUAGGUAACAGUGUUGCAAAGUGUUAACCGCUUAUAUUUAAAUGUGCAGCAACGUCCUUCUCCUUUUUUAUUAUUGAAGUUGUGCACCUUCUUCUUUUCUGUUUCCUGUCUGCAUGGAAAAUACUUCAAACAACUACUGACCGUGGCCCUUGUUUCCCAAAAGAAUCUUGAAGCUAAAACGAUUGUAAAAUCUAUCUUACAAACCUUCUCGAGCUUAAGAAAUGUUUCCCAAAAGCAUUGACAAAAGAACACUUCAGAUGCACACACACACACACACACACACACACACACACACACA
Messenger RNA from Larimichthys crocea (large yellow croaker), 1679 nucleotides. Its product is annotated as polymeric immunoglobulin receptor. NCBI's taxonomy places the organism in Eukaryota, Metazoa, Chordata, Actinopteri, Sciaenidae. Gene Ontology annotation, molecular function: transmembrane signaling receptor activity. The record is from RefSeq and is a predicted model, not a curated record. Gene Ontology annotation, cellular component: plasma membrane. The transcript has 10 exons. The coding region runs from base 147 to 1316 and encodes 389 amino acids.